AUGGGGCUUUCAUACAACACGUACCUCACUAGUAGCAGGAUAUAUGGAUGCAAGGCAUGCAAGACCCAUCUCGCCAAUCACGAGGACAUAAUAAGCCGGAACUUCCGUGGGCAGCAUGGUAAGGCCUACCUCUUCCACACAGUCGUCAACAUCGAGACGGGCGAGGCCAACGAACGCAACAUGACGACGGGUCGGCAUAUUGUUCGUGACAUUGCUUGUCGGCAGUGUAAGGAGACGGUUGGCUGGAAGUACGAUAAGGCGUUCGAGUCGUCGGAGAGGUACAAGGAGGGCAAGUUUAUACUCGAGGCUGAGAUCCUGUGUAAUGUCACUUGA
Geosmithia morbida is the source of this 333-nucleotide messenger RNA. RefSeq names its product to yippee zinc-binding protein. Gene Ontology annotation, cellular component: ubiquitin ligase complex. The coding region runs from base 1 to 333 and encodes 110 amino acids. Lineage: Eukaryota; Fungi; Ascomycota; Sordariomycetes; Hypocreales; Bionectriaceae. The transcript is spliced from 2 exons. The record is from RefSeq and is a predicted model, not a curated record.